This is a messenger RNA of Glossina fuscipes, 822 nucleotides long. Its product is annotated as nurim homolog. The coding region runs from base 38 to 811 and encodes 257 amino acids. The record is from RefSeq and is a predicted model, not a curated record. Lineage: Eukaryota; Metazoa; Arthropoda; Insecta; Diptera; Glossinidae. Gene Ontology annotation, cellular component: nuclear membrane. The transcript has 3 exons.
AUUGCGGUUGUAUUCAACAAAUCUACAGCCCAACACUAUGGUUUCCUGUAAACAAUUUUUAGCGUUUUUGAUAGCAAUUAUAUCAUUUGUUUAUACAUUCUACGUACUGGGCCAUUUAAUACAUUUUCUAUCGGCUCCAAGAAAACCGUCCAAAAUGUAUACUUGGGUUUUUAACUUGCUUGAUAAUCAGUCACGCCUGGAAACUGCUUAUGGACCGAUUGUUUUUAAUACUUUGUAUCUAAUAUUGUUCAUUUGUCAGCACAGUUUUAUGAAAUCCAAGUAUAUAAAUAUUGUAAUGCAUAAUAUGGGCUUGGCCUCGGCUGAGAGAGCUAUUUAUAGCUUAACAUCAUCGUUCUGCCUGCGUUAUUUAAUAAAAAAUUGGUCCAGCGCUUCUUCAAUUGUGAUUUGGCAAAUUGAUGUUGAUAGCAAUGAUUGGAUAUGGUGGUCUUUUGUUAUUUUACAUUCUAUUCUUUGGCUAAUUAUUGCUGGGGGCAGCGUGAUCAUGGAUUUGCCGGAAAUUUUGGGCAUUAAGCAGGUUUAUUAUGAUAUAAAAAACUACGCCGAACCAUUGGCCUACAAGUCGUUUGAAUUACGUAUGUUAUACGAUCAUAUCCGACAUCCUUCUUUUAUUGGUUUAACUAUCAUUUUAUGGUUCACCAAUUUGAUGAGCUUGGAUCGUCUAUUGUUGGCUACGAUGUUAACUGCCUAUAUGUAUUUUGCGUGGUCAACAGACCGUAGCGAUUUGGAGUAUCAAAAAUAUCAACUGCAACAAAAGAAGAAGGAAUUGAAAACCAAUUUGAAAUACCUAUAAUAUUUUGAUAG